GGGUGGGGUGCAUUAGGCCGUCUCGAUUAGUGUCACGUUCUAAAAGAAAAGAGUCCCCAGCUUCCAGCUCCUUUUUUUCAUACGGCACCUCUAUGACACAUCAUGGCAGCAUCAAGGAGCCAUGGCCGUCCAUGCUCCCACUCCGACAGCGGUACUUAUCAGCGAGUGGCUGCUGCUCUCCAUCGCUGCGGCCAUGAUCCUCGCCCGUCUGUGGCUGCGAAUCAGGAUAAACCGCCAGAGACUUCUGCUCAGCGACGUCUUCAUAUGUCUAGCGUGGUUCUCUGCCGUGGCCUCCGCAUCGGUCGACGUCUACUUGAAGUGUGUGGGUAUCCUCCGCCAGGAUGAGGAUGCCUUCUUACAGAUAUACGACGGUGACCCUAAAACCCGGCAAAGUGCAUUACUGUACUUUUGGGCUGGCACCUUCGCUUUCUUUACGGCCUUCUGGUGUAGUAAAAUGGCCAUCUUAGCCUUCUAUCUACAGGUCUUUCCUCCGGUCUUUCGGAUCUACAGAAUCAUCAUAUGGCUUGUCAUCGCGUACUCGGCUUCAGGAUAUAUUGUGGCCAUGGCGUUGAACUUGUUCUUGUGCUGGCCAUUGCAACGAAACUGGGCUACCGACCAAACUGCUUGUAUCGCAGAAAUACAAGUCAAAAUUGGCUGGAGGGUUGGGUGGGCUCUACACUUCUCCUCCGACGUGAUCAUAUUUGUGCUCCCCUUUAUGAUAUUGCGUAAUCUCCGGAUGGACAAGUUGGUCCGGUUUGGAGUAUACUGUACCUUUGGGCUAGGCGCUAUCAACAUUAUAUUCUGUUUGGUACGAUUCCUGGUGGUCGAAGCGUCGACAGAUAUCGACAAUGGAAAAAUGGUACCAUUGACUCUUCUUGAGCUUUGGAGCAGCACCGACUGCAACAUAAGCGUUAUAAUUGCCUGUAUGCCGGCUCUUCGCCCUUACUUACGCUUGAUACAUGCGCGCUAUGGAAGAACCAUAUCAAGUGGUCCAACAUCAAGCCCCCGAGGCCCGCGAAUAGUGCCUAGGGCCCAUCUAGAUACGUUAGAGUUAUAUACUGUUACCCGCGGCGUUGAUUGGGAACGUGAGUUGCCAGCGGACCAAGCGAACACCUCUGGCGAGCCGGGCAUGAGCGACGAUGCGACCAAUGUAAUCUCAAACAAUCCUGGUGAAAGGCAGGGCAAGCAUACAGGAAGCCAAGUGCGGCUGGUGCAGGUUGGUGAGUUAUAAAGAACGAGAGAAAAGGGUCCAUAGUCUAAUAAAACCCCAAGCGUCUGCGUACUCGAUUUA
Molecule: messenger RNA, 1291 nt
Organism: Fusarium redolens
Lineage: Eukaryota; Fungi; Ascomycota; Sordariomycetes; Hypocreales; Nectriaceae
Exons: 5
Coding region: 122-1231 (369 amino acids)
Source: RefSeq, a predicted model, not a curated record